ACUUGUGGUGCUCCUCGUGUGGGUCAUUUUGUUCGGGGAGUGCCUAGUAGGCUCGGGCCACGUCAUCCAGUCGAGGGAUUGGCGGCCCUCCAUCAGUGGAUCAGGCUUGCCCAGACCACAGCUUCUUUGGCAUCUCCUCCUGGCACUCUUUGUUUGGUUUGCCAUUUCCUCCUUACACUGGCAGCCCCUUCUGUCAGUGAUUCUGGAGAACAUUUCUCAAGGUAGCUCAGUCACUUACCAACCAUGGCUGCCGCUCUCUCCAGCUCCGUGUCUGCUGGCAUUCAGACCAAGGCACUUGGCCUCAAGGCCGCUGCCCCCAAGAAGAGCGUUGGUGCAUUCGGCAGUGAGAUGCACAGCGCCUCCCUGAGCAGCACCUUCUCAGGCAAGCAGAUUGCCGCUAAGGCCUCCAGCAGGUCCCACGCUGCAGGCAAGAGGACCGUCCUCGUUGUUUGCAAGGCCGCCGGUGAGAAGACUGUUGUGGUUGGACUUGCCGCGGAUUCAGGAUGCGGGAAGUCCACCUUCAUGAGGCGUAUGACUGGUGUGUUCGGUGGCUCUGCUGCUCCUCCAAGGGUGGCAACCCCGACUCCAACACCCUCCUUAGCGACAUGACCACCGUCAUUUGCCUCGAUGACUAUCACUCCUUGACCGUAAUGGCCGUAAGGAGGCCAAUGUUACCGCUCUUGACCCCAAGGCCAACAACUUCGACCUGAUGUACGAGCAGGUCAAGGCUCUCAAGGAGGGCAAGUCCGUCAUGAAGCCCAUCUACAACCACGUGUCUGGUCUUCUGGACCCCCCGGAACUGAUCGAGUCCCCAAGAUUCUGGUCAUCGAGGGUCUGCACCCCAUGUAUGAUGAGCGCGUGCGUGAUCUGAUUGACUUCAGCAUCUACCUUGACAUCAGCGACGAGGUCAAGUUUGCCUGGAAGAUCCAGAGAGACAUGGCUGAGCGCGGCCACAGCCUGGAGAGCAUCAAGGCCUCCAUCCAAGCGAGGAAGCCCGACUUUGAUGCUUACAUUGAUCCCCAGAAGCAGCACGCCGAUGUUGUCAUCCAGGUGCUCCCCACUCAGCUCAUCCUGACGACAACGAGGGCAAGAUCCUACGCGUGCGCAUGAUUCAGAAGGAGGGUCUCGACAACUUCGACCCAGUGUACCUGUUCGAUGAGGGCUCCAGCAUCUCAUGGAUUCCCUGCGGAAGGAAGCUGACAUGCUCAUACCCUGGCAUUAAGUUCUACUAUGGCCCUGACACCUACUUCGGCAAUGAGGUGUCUGUGCUGGAGAUGGAUGGUCAGUUCGACAAGCUUGAGGAGCUGAUCUAUGUGGAGAGCCACUUGAGCAACACCUCCACGAAGUUCUACGGUGAGGUCACCCAGCAAAUGCUGAAGAACUCCGACUUCCCUGGCAGCACCAACGGCACUGGCCUCUUCCAGACAAUGGUUGGACUGAAGCUCCGUGAAGCGUAUGAGCGCAUCAUCUCCAAGUCGGCAGUUGCUGUGUAAACCUGAAUGCUUUCUAAGGAAAUUCUUAUCAGACUACAAGGUCUGCUUCUAGUUGAAAUCAAUCACGCCCGUAAGAAUGCAAACGCUGGGGUUACUGUUCUGCUGUUAUCAAGGGUAAACCCUGUAAUAAAGCUUGUGGAUGAGC
Messenger RNA from Closterium sp. NIES-67, 1638 nucleotides. The record is from the annotation of a GenBank genome assembly. Lineage: Eukaryota; Viridiplantae; Streptophyta; Zygnematophyceae; Desmidiales; Closteriaceae.